AAAAUAGAGGUGCUAAUGAGUGGAAGGAAACAUUUUGUGGAGAAGAGGUAUAGUGAAUUCCAUGCACUUCAUAAAAAGCUCAAGAAGUUCAUAAGAACUCCAGAGAUCCCUUCAAAGCAUGUGAGAAACUGGGUCCCCAAGGUUCUGGAGCAGCGACGGCAAGGCUUGGAGUUGUACUUGCAGACAGUGAUUUUAGAAAAUGAAGAGCUCCCUAAAAUAUUUCUUGACUUUCUGAACGUUCGCCAUGUACCUACCUUGCCAAAAGCAGAAAGCUGUGGCUCUUUUGAUGAAACAGAAUCUGAAGAAUCAAGCAAACUGUCCCACCAGCCUGUGCUGCUGUUCCUAAGGGAUCCAUAUGUCCUGCCUAAAGCCAACGAUGACUUUGCAGAUGUGGUUAUAGAAGGCAUUCUACAUGGAAUAUUUUAUCCUCAUUUACUGCCCAGGUAGAAGUGACGCAUGGCUAGAAGCAGCUGAAUCAAGUUUCCAAAUCAUGUUUAAUGAACUAAGAGGAAUGAAAUUCUCUGAUGUGAAAAUUACAAAAUUACAUUCAGGAACAAGAGGCACAACCUCAGUUUAAGUUCAAGCAUUUUAUCUUUUUUAAUAAAAUCAAUGAUGUCACUACAAUUGCUGCUUAAAAAAAAAAAAAAGAUAUGGAAACAACAGUAUUGAAGUUAUUUAUACCUUCUGUAUAUUGACAUGCUCUUAACUAUUUAACACUAAAAGCUGAAAGUCAUACACUGAAUUACACUAACCUUUGAAAAGAAUUGAAAGCAUUACUAAUUACUUCUGUAAUUUCUAUCAUAAAUUACACUAAACCUUUUUGCACCAGUGUUUUUUCCCAGCACAUUAUCCAUUGCUGGCAGUGGAAGGAUUAAAAGUGCUGGCACUGAAGAGAGUGUG
Messenger RNA from Chaetura pelagica (chimney swift), 900 nucleotides. It is a transcript of the gene SNX24, whose product is annotated as sorting nexin 24. Lineage: Eukaryota; Metazoa; Chordata; Aves; Apodiformes; Apodidae. Gene Ontology annotation, molecular function: phosphatidylinositol phosphate binding. The coding region runs from base 16 to 447 and encodes 143 amino acids. The record is from RefSeq and is a predicted model, not a curated record. The transcript is spliced from 6 exons.